Molecule: messenger RNA, 573 nt
Organism: Helobdella robusta
Lineage: Eukaryota; Metazoa; Annelida; Clitellata; Rhynchobdellida; Glossiphoniidae
Exons: 4
Biological process (GO): mRNA splicing, via spliceosome
Cellular component (GO): U2-type catalytic step 1 spliceosome
Source: RefSeq, a predicted model, not a curated record
CUACAGAAAUACUACCCACCAGACUUUGAUCCAACUAAAAUUCCUAAACUAAAGCUACCAAAAAAUCGAACUUUCUGCAUUCGUCUCAUGGCUCCAUUUAAUAUGAGGUGCAAUACUUGCGGUGAAUAUAUUUACAAAGGAAAGAAAUUUAAUUCCCGAAAAGAAACCGUUGAAAAUGAAAAUUAUUUGGGCCUCCAUAUUUUCAGGUUCUAUAUUAAGUGUCCAAGAUGCAUUGCAGAGAUAGCUUUCAAGACUGAUCCCGUGAGCACUGAUUAUGUGCUGGAAGCUGGGGCGACAAGAAAUUUUGAAGCAUUGAGGACUGCUGAACAAUUGGCAAUCAAAGAACAAAAAGAAAAAGAUGAAGAAGAAGCUGGAGAUCCGAUGAAGCUGUUAGAAAACCGAACAAAAGCAUCACAAAAUGAAAUGAAUAUGCUAGAAACUUUAGAAGAUUUGAAAGAGAUGAAACAAAAACAUGAUCACGUACAUUUGAAUGAUGUUCUUGAAAAGCAGAAGGUUUACCAAGAACAUCUCCAGAAACUUAUAGAAGAAGAAGACGAAGAAGAGAUAAAGUAA